Ahaetulla prasina is the source of this 7842-nucleotide messenger RNA. RefSeq names its product dimethylaniline monooxygenase [N-oxide-forming] 4-like. Lineage: Eukaryota; Metazoa; Chordata; Lepidosauria; Squamata; Colubridae. The transcript is spliced from 11 exons. Bases 2858 to 4480 code for a protein of 540 amino acids. Gene Ontology annotation, molecular function: flavin adenine dinucleotide binding; NADP binding; N,N-dimethylaniline monooxygenase activity. The record is from RefSeq and is a predicted model, not a curated record.
CACAUUGGACCAAGUCUUCUUGGCUGGGGAAAAACUGCAUUGCAAUUAUUAGCUGACCAGCUUCCAGCACAUGUUUGAUCUUCAGAAAACACUAAACAAAUUAUACAGUGUAAACAUUGAUUGCUAAUAUUUUUGUACUGCAUGGUAGAUAAGCAAUCUAAUCUAAUGAGCCGUGGUGGCGCAGUGGUUAGAGUGCAGUACUGCAGUACUGCAGGCUACUUCUGCUGCCUGCUGCCUGCCUGCAAUUUGGCAGUUCAAAUCUCACUAGGCUCAAGGUUGACUCAGCCUUCCAUCUUUCCAAGGUCGGUAAAAUGAGGACUCAGAUUGUUGGGGGAAUAUGCUGACUCUGUAAACCUCUUAGAGAGGGCUGUAAAAGCACUGAAGUGGUACAUAAGUCUAAGUGCUAUUACUAAUCAUAAACCAAAGCUGCUUCAAAUGAGACAAGAAGGAACUAAUAUCUCUUUGUCCUGAACUUAGAGAAAUUGGUGUGACAUGGAUAAAAUCCUCAGCUAAUUGCCUACUAGUUCAGGUCACAUGGCUAAGUACUGGCAAUAUAGUUAAAAAUUUUAUUUCCAGAAAUAUUAAUUGACUUAAACCAGAUUUAAUCUUGUAUACAGCUAAUUCACCACAGCUUGAUUUUAAAUUCAGUUCUAUUAGAGGGCUGUUUCAAUGCUACAGAUAGAAUCCUUGAAGUUACAUCCUAUAUUUAGGUGUGUUUGUCUGGUGGGGUCUGUAGUUUUGGAGAACUACAUCAUCUUCAUUUCAUGGUGGCACCUAAACCUAGUAGAUGAAAGAUACUUGCCUCGCAAAGCUUGCAAACUGCUGUAUGAUUGCUCACUUUCAUGUUAGCAUUACAAGGCUCACAUGAAAAUUAGCUUUAAAUCAAGGAUAAUGGCAGGCAGUAUUUCCAAUCAGUAAACAGAUGUGGUCAUAGCUCAGAAGAAUACGGGAUAGGCCUCACUUAGCAACAUUCGUAUCAUUCAAAGUUAUAGCAAUGUAAAAUAAAUCAAUUUUGUGACCAAUCCUUGCAUUCAUGACUGUUGUUAAUGUGCUCCACAAUUGAUUUCUGACAAGCACAGUUAAUGGAGAACAGAGAAAUAAAAUCACAAGUCACAGUCAUGUGAUAUCUCAUUUAUCAAUCACAAUGAUUUGCCAAACAACUGAAUGGGAAGUGACUCAUAAGCCUGUUGCAGUCACUUGAUUUUUCACUUAGCAACCACAGUGGUUAGUGACAGAAUUGCCAGUCCCCGUUGUGAUCAUUAAGCAUGGUCUAUGGCAGGGGUGUCAAACUCAGUACUUAGCCAUCACGUUGUUCUCACAGGACGUAUUGCGACUUUAUUCCCCUUUGCUAAAACGGGGAUGGGCAUAGCCAACAUGUGACGCACCAGCCGGGAGUUUGACAUCACUGGUCUAUGGAAAUGCAAUCUUUACAAUAUAUCUUGUUUAAUGACCACAAUUGGGACAAGCAAAUUGGUCAUUAAGUGAAGUGACUGCUAAUCACAACCAUGCUUAUAAUCUUACUUCAGCUUUCCAUUGCUUUACAGAACUGCAAAUAAGGCAGGUAUUGGUCAUGAAGUUAUUUUUUCAUCCUCAUUGCAACUGCAAGCAGAUGCUAAAUAAGUCAGUCAUUAAAUGAAGACUACGUGUAGGAACAUUUUCUUCAAAUGAUAUCUCAAAUUUUGCAUGCAGAUUUUGUCCAUUUUCUGGAGCAAUCAAUCUAUGAACCAAUUUCCUGAUGAGAAUUAUUUCUGUAGUUCAGAAAAGUGAUUAAAUAAUAAAUAAAACUGGCUCUCCUGGGCCCACUGCAAAUCUUUUUAUUUUCUAGACUAGGGCAAAUGAUCAUAAUCAAAUCACAAAGCACUUGUUUUGCAUGCAAGUCACAUAAAAAAUUGAUGGCAUGUCCAGCUUUUAAUGUAUCUUAAAUGGAAGGAGUGAGUCUGCUUGAGCCAUAAUAUAGUACAAAAUAUUAAGACAGUUGAACCAAUGCAUUGAUUCUGUUUUCACUGGCUGGCAUUACAGGCUGAAUGUCUAGUAGCCUUUACAAAGCUGACUUUCACUAUGUCAAGGGGCAUAAAAAUCCAUCUUUAAAAAGGUUUUACAAAGGAGCACAGUAGUCCUCACUUCUAACACAGAAGCAGCCUCUCUUCUUCAUUCGGAGGUGCUCCAGGGCCUCCCUUUCAAUCUGGACUAACAUUCUGAUCGCUGGAAGAUGUUCUAUGUAUGCAUAAGAGCCCCUUUCAGAUACUGGAAAUGCUGAUUGAAAUUGUGCUGCCUUGUGAGAUGAAUUGUGUCGCCUCUGCUGUAUGAGACAAAUAAUAGUAUCUCACACGUUGUUAAGUAAUUUUUUUAAAAUCGGAAAAGCAAAUAAAUGGUAUUUCUGUUCAUCUAAAUUAAACCAUAACAAUUACAAUAUAUUUCUACAGAUUUGUACAAAUUUUAAGUUGUGGAGGAAGCUAAAUAUUAAAGAUCCAGAGUCCCCAAGAAAAAGGACAGAAUUUUCAAUGCCAGGUUCUAGGUAAAAAAAAAGAAUCGCCUCACCCAGUUCCAUUCACCGUUCAUCUACACGGCUCCAGCACAUUCUUUGUUUCCUUGGCUGCCCCAGCUUCACAGCAGCCAUAAUGGCUGCCUCUCCUUUUCAUCAUUGGAUGGGAGGAAAUUUUUGUGGUCCACCAGCAGCCUGCGGUGGCAACGGAGUCGGACAGCGAUGAGGGUGGUGGAUUGUGAAAUACUGCCUUUUAUGAAGCUGUAUGAAGAGAGUCUGCUGUUACAGUAGUUUGUGGAUUAAAGAGAAAAGGAGAAAACAUUACUCUCAGUUAUCUCACCUAUUUAAGAAAAGCCUCUAUCCUGACACCAAGGUAUGGGACGAAAAGUGGCCAUUAUUGGGGCAGGAGUGAGUGGGCUGGCCUCUAUCAAGUGCUGCCUAGAAGAAGGACUGGAACCUACCUGCUUUGAAAAAAAUGAUGUCAUUGGAGGACUUUGGCAAUUCACAGACAUUCCUGAAAAGGGAAGGACCAAUGUUUACAGAUCUGUGGUGAGCAAUACGUCCAAGGAAAUGACCUGCUUCAGUGACUUCCCAUUUCCAGAAAGCUGUCCUAACUACCUACAUCACUCCUUAGUCCUGGAGUACCUCAAGGAUUAUGCUAAACAUUUUCACCUUCUGGAUUGCAUUCAAUUUAAGACUAUAGUAUACAGCAUCAGAAAACAUCCGGAUUUCAAAACUACUGGACAAUGGGUGGUCUACACAGAGGCUAACGGAAAACAGGCAUCAACUGUCUUUGACGCAGUUAUGAUUUGCAGUGGCCAUUAUACAGAAGUUAAUCUACCCUUAGAUUCUUUUCCUGGAUUGGAAAACUUUAAAGGUCAUUACAUGCAUAGCUGGGAAUACAGAGAUCCAAAAGGGUUAGAGGGUAAAAAAGUUCUGAUACUUGGUGCUGGGAACACUGGAGGUGAUGUUGCCGUGGAAGUGAGCCGCACAGCUGCCAAGGUCUUUCUCAGCACCAGAAAUGGAGCCUGGGUACUGAGUCGGAUGUCAAAAGCUGGCUGGCCAAAUGAUAUGGUCUUCCAAACUCGAUUUCUAUACUUCAUUCAAAGACUUCUUCCUGUCAGCAUUAGGGACAAGUUAUUGGCAAAUAAAUUCAAUCAAUGGUUUAACCAUAAGAAUUAUGGAUUGAUCCCUAUUAAAAGUUCAUUGACCUACGUCAUUAUAAAUGACGAACUGCCCAGCUGCAUCCUCUGUGGUUCAGUGGUUGUAAAGCCAAAUGUGAAGAGGUUUACUGAGACUUCUGCCAUAUUUGAAGAUGGAACCAUAGAAGAAAAUAUAGAUGUGGUCAUUUUUACUACAGGCUAUACUGCUUCAUUUCUCUUCCUGGAAGAAUCGAUUCGCAAUGUUUGCAAAAGUAGUACAUUCCUUUAUAAACAAAUAUUCCCUCCUUACUUGCAGAAGCCCACACUUGCCUUCAUAGGUUUUAUAUCAGUAACGGGAUCUAUUCUACCAGCAGUGGAACUUCAGGCUCGUUGGGUUACAAGAGUGUUUAAUGAAUCUAAUAAGCUGCCUCCAAUGAACAGAAUGAUGAAUGAAAUUGCUAAGCAGAAGAAAAGGCUCCUUAAAAAGGGUACUUCCAACACAGAGAAAGAAAAGGAAUUAUUUGUUCACUACAUGGAUGAAAUUGCUGUUUGCAUAGGGGUUAAGCCCAAUGUGCCAUUACUUUUACUACAAGACCCCAGACUAGCUUUGAAGAUCUUAUUUGGUCCUUGUACCUCUUACCAGUAUCGCCUUUGUGGACCUGGAAAGUGGGAGAAAGCUAGAAAUGCAAUUCUGACCCAGUGGGACCGUGUUCUCAAGCCGCUGAAGACUCGGAUCAUAGACAAUUCUUCUUCAAAACGUAUCAAGCCAUCCCUUUGGAAAAAAAUAUCCCACUUCACUAUAUUCCUUGGAACUACUAUACUCAUCAUACUUCUGUACUCAUUUUAUACCAACUAAGGAAAAUACUUAAUCUUAGAACUUUAUUUCAUAAUUUUACAGCAGGAAUAAAAAAACUAAUCUGGCAUCAAAGCAGCAUACAAAAUGCAUAUAUAUGCUGGACUUGGAAAAAAUAAUCUUGUAAAAUACAAUAUUUUUGCUCAGAAAUAUUUAUGUCCAAUGGAACUUAUUACCUGAUAUAUUCACCCCAUGAAACCUGAACGGUUGUUUCACCGAUUAUGCAAAAUAGCACCCUGACCUUAUGCGAAACUGCAAGUUUUGUCUUCUAUUUACUUUUCCAUGAUCUUCCUCAUUUUCAUCAGAUUCAGGCAACGUGUAGACAGCUGCCCUAUAAUCCUUCCUUAUUGACUGAUUGUUUUUUCCAAUAUUGCUUUCUAAGCUGUAUCAAUUGUUUUGAAAUUAAAAUGCAAUGAAGUAUAUAGCUUAAAAUGCUCCAAGCAAACUCUAAUCAAAAAUAAACAUUUACAUUCACUAAAUGUAUUGUUAUCAGCCAGUAUCUCUACAAAAUAUAUUCCAUGUGAGCCUAGUUAUGAAACACAGUCAUCUCACUUUAUGGAAUGAGGGAUCUUUCAAUAGCAGACCUCUCCUGGAAUCAAAUCACAGAAUGCAUAUUCCCAUCUUUAAAAGGGGUAAUUAAACCUUUAAAGCAGAGGUGUCAGAAUCUAUUUCAUUGAGGGCCGCAUCAGGGUUGUGUUUGUCCUUGGGGGGCCAGGGUGAGCGUGGCCAGGGUAGACGUGGCCAGCUCAACGUCACUUGUGUCAGGGGUAUCUGUGGUGGCCCAAGCGCUCUGUCAAUGAAAACGGGCUUCCAAGCUCCAUUUCCAGCUGUGAAGGCCUCCUGCAACCCUCUGCCAGUGAAAACGGAGCUCAAGAGGACCAUAUGUGGCCCUUGCAAGCUCUAUUUCCAGCUGCAACUGCCUCCUGCCAACCCUCCUGCAGCCCUCCCGAGCUCCAUUUUCACUGGCAGAGGCACCGCGGGCUGGUCCUUUGCUGUUUCCAGAGCAGCCCCACGGGCCAGAUCUAAGCACCCCACAGGCCGGAUGUGGCCCCUGGGCCUUGAGUUUGACACCCCUGCUUUAAAGCUUUUGGAGACCUUGAGUUGCUGCUGACUGACUAAAAUAAUACUGGUCUAAAAAUAACUCCAUGUCCUCCCAACCUCAUCACGAAUUUAUCCCAGUAACAAUGUUAUAUGUCAUCCCCAGUCCUCAGCUAAGGCAGUCUUGAACUCAUCUUUACCUGUACUGGUUUUAAAGUAUUGAUUUUCUUUUUCUCUAGACAGUCUUUGCUAUUGACAUGCUCUAGGACAGCGGUCACCAACUGUGGUCCGUGGACCAGUGGUGAUCCAUGAGAAAAUGUUGAUGGUCCGCAGAAAAACUAUUUGCAUUUUUUAUAUUGAACUAAAUACUACUUGUCUUUUUAAAACAUGUAUAUUAGUGGUCCGCAGGAUUUAAAAUUAUGGAUUUAGUGGUCCCUGAGGUCUGAAAGGUUGGUGACCCCUGCUCUAGGAAGUUAAAUGAAGUGGACAGCAAUGCAGCCGGGGACUGGCAUUUGCAAACUCUGAGUAGUCCCUUUAGGCUGAUGUGAGCAGGCAGCCUUUCCCCCCUAGUGGCUGGGACCUACUCCUAUGACCAUUUUGGCUGGACAUCUGGCUUCUACGAAAGCAUAUGCUCACGCAAUGCCUGACUAGGGCUGUUGUGGCUCCAGCCCCCCACCCCACCCCCGGGCGUGGCCACCUGCCAGAGAGUGACUCAGAGAGUGAAGGGGAAGGGCCGUCAGGGCUCCCUUCUGCAGGGCCGACUUCCCUGGCUCAGCUCCAGGAGCCAAAGGCAGGCCAGGUGGAAGAGGUGACGAGGCCUCUGUCUCCUGUAUCUCCCCUCACCCAGGAAACGCUUCCAGACCCAGCUGAGGACAAUCAGUCCUGGUUAGAUCCCAGGUUUCGUAGACAAGAGAGGCGGGAACAACAGAAGCAGGGGUGGGGCAGGCCUAGAAAGUGCUGAGUCACGGAGCCACACCCACAGGGUAUAAAAGCAGGAGUGGCUGCUAUUACUGCUUCGUGACAAACAAAUCAAACUGCCUAGAGAGAACUUGAGCUGAAGUGCUGUUUAUUCCUGACUUCCUGGUUGACACGCCGGCAUCAAGAAAGAGAACAGAAAACAGAAAAACCUUGGAAGACGCUUGCUGGGUUGCUGCCAGAGCUGAUAGCUGCUGUAGACUCAACUGCCGGCUAAUUGAGUCAUUUCUCGUACCUCCCAGACUGAAGUGCGGGGGACAGAACAGGGGUUUUCAAGUCACUUUUCAAGGCUUGCGUGGAUGCUUAACAUGCACAGGCUUAGCACAUUUGCUUUCUUGGUUUCUUAUGGAAGUCUGUUUUGACCUGGUGAUUUUGCCUCCUCCAUAGGCUAGUUUCAGCUGGUGCCAGCAAUGGCCUCUUGUUGCAAGUACUAUCAUUUCUUUGAAGCACAACUCAAAGAGUUUGUACAUUAUUGAUUACUCCCUCCUGCUUCACCAUGUGCUCUGCCUGUUAGCUCAACUAAUAGGUGAAGCAUAGGGAACAUCCUCAUUGCAUUUUGCAGCCUCGCCUCCAAACUUGUGAUCUGAUAUUCAGAUUAUUUCUGAACACUUGUUUAGCAAUCUGUUUAAAGUGUGUUUACCCUGUAUCCAACAUUAGCCCAGCUGAGAAGUCUCGGGGCUAGAGAAAUGAAGAACCUCAGCCUGCUAGCUGGGUAACUUAACAUGCACCAAAUUCACCAUUGCUCCACCCUACUGCAGUUAGGGGACAAGCAAACCUCCUAAAACUAUACUAGUAGAAUACCAAAACAAGCUUCAAGCCCAUUCCACUAUGCAGGCAAAAGAAAGGAGAACAAGACAAAUCAGCCAUCAAUAGGUACACAGAGAUACAUCUACAAAAGAGAAAAUCAACAAGGAAACAAAAAGACAAAAACAUCUCCUCCCCAGCAAUAAACACCCAGAUCAUCAGAGAUUAACACUAGGAUUAAUAUCAGAGCAACAAUUAAGCAGUGAAUAAUAGCCCAAUCAGAGAACUUCCAACUCAGACAAACAAUCAAACAAGUAAGCAACAAACUAAUCAAGGAACUAUCAAGAAUUCUAACAGGGCAAGCCACUUGUAUAAAAAUAGAGAGCAAACUCCACUCUCUUUAGUACUGAUAAUGUUACCUAGUUGGAUAAUGAAACAUCUGCAAGAAAACAAACAAGCUGACAAUGGAAUUGUCAUUUUAAAAUAAAUUUACAUAUACUAUUUGAGUUAAGAUGUUUUGAGAAUGUACUAUAUGCAUUUUGUGAAGUUUUUCUUGCUUUUGCUCUUAAAUUUUCAUUUGUAAAGCAAAGUUAUAAACAACUACAUAU